AUGGAGGGCAACUUAAGUCUGCGAGGGGAUUCAUCGUCGGACGAAGAGCCUACGGUCAAUGCUGCUGCAGCUGCAGCUGCGGAAGGUUCGGAACAGGAGAUCGUAGAGGCCGCCAAUCAUUACGGCUUCAGCCUGGACUGGGAUGGAGAUCAAAAGUCCGACGAGGAGAGCAGUUCAGAAGAGGAUUAA
Messenger RNA from Phytophthora nicotianae INRA-310, 189 nucleotides. RefSeq lists its product as hypothetical. The transcript has a single exon. The record is from RefSeq and is a predicted model, not a curated record. The coding region runs from base 1 to 189 and encodes 62 amino acids. Lineage: Eukaryota; Oomycota; Peronosporomycetes; Peronosporales; Peronosporaceae.